Messenger RNA from Oncorhynchus nerka (sockeye salmon), 5162 nucleotides. RefSeq names its product coiled-coil domain containing 13 (gene ccdc13). The coding region runs from base 176 to 2245 and encodes 689 amino acids. The record is from RefSeq and is a predicted model, not a curated record. The transcript is spliced from 16 exons. Gene Ontology annotation, biological process: non-motile cilium assembly; cytoplasmic microtubule organization. NCBI's taxonomy places the organism in Eukaryota, Metazoa, Chordata, Actinopteri, Salmoniformes, Salmonidae. Gene Ontology annotation, cellular component: centriolar satellite.
GGAAGUGUACCAAUACCAAAACAGCUCUACACACGUUUCGUGAACUGUGACAUGUCAAGCUUAUAACCACAGAUAUCUCAAUUGUUCAGCAACCUGUGUAUUGUUCUGUUGUAGCUCGACGCAGAACGUUGUUACAAAGGGACUGGAAUUUCUGGGUUGGACAUUUCUGUACAACAUGGAAGAAGAUGAUGGACUAAAGGAUAACCUUCGUCUACAGUUCCAGGCUCUGCAGGAGCAACAAGAGAAGCGUCUCCAGAGAAGACUAGAGAAACAGAAGAAGGAGCAGAAGGCCACUGAGAUCCAGGACAAUCUGGACCUGUCCCAGCUAGACAUUCAUCGCGCGGAUGAUUGUAGUAAAAAGCUGUUACAGAAUGAAAAUGAACAGUUGCAGGACCAGGUGAGGGAGUUGAGGGAUGAAAAUGGCCGACUAUUCAAACUAGUGAGCGAGAAAGACUUUGAGAUUAAACAUCUGAAGAAGAAGAGGGAGGAAGACAGGCUGGCUUUAGCAGGUACAUCUGGCUUGGCGGGUGAUGCGGCAGCUACCAAGAUUGUUGAGCUUUCUAAGAGGAAUCGAGAGUUUGCUUCUGAAAUGGAACGAGAAAAAGUUAAAGCAAAACAAACUAGCAACAGAGUGAAAGAGCUUGAGAAAGAGCUCCAGAGUGCUUUGUUGCUUAGUCCUCCUGGGAAGAAGAUGGAUGUAAAGCCACAAGACAUGAGGUCAUCCCAGGACUUCCAGGAGAACAGUCCAGUGGUAAAAUCUCUACAGGAAAAACUAUCUGCUGCACAAUUCAAGAUGACAGAAUAUCGAAACCAGAUUCAAGCUGUCAAGCAGGAAUUGAAAAUAGCUCAGAAGGUGUUAUCCAGUGAGAUAGGAGAGGAAGUCAGCAUCCAGCAGCUACUGACCAGCCCAGGGAACUGGAGAGGUCGUUCCCAGCAGAUACUGGCUCUCCAGAUUAGGGUUCGGGACCUGGAGCAGCAGCUGAGCCAAUCAGCUCAGAGGAAGCAGCCGUCAUUCGUCAGCGUUGAAGAGGAUCUACUGUGGGGCGGGGCCUUGCAGAAGACACCCCCCCAGGACAGGAACCUCAGCUACAUCCGCAAUAUGGAGAGGGAGAAGAGAGAAACUCUGGAGAGGAUGACGGGGGACUAUGAUUCCGUCAUGAAGGACCACAAGGAUGUGAAGAAGAAGCUGGAGGGCUCCAAGGCCAGAAACAAAAACCUGAGCACUGAGGUGAAAUCACUGAAGGCCCAGAUCUCCACCCUGCUGGACAAAGGAAAGCAUGAUGAUGAGCUGGUGGAUGCCUUACUGAAGCAGCAGAGCCAGCUGCAGGAGGUGCUGGGCAGGCUGAGUCAGCAGGACGCGCAGACCAAGGAGAGCCAGCAGAACCUAGGACAGCAGCUGAGCAGCGAGGCCCAGAGACACACAUCCCUCAUCCAACAGCUCAAACACAUGGUCUUCGAGAGGGAGGCCAAAGUGAAAGAGCUGGAGGACGAGAUACAGCAACUGUCCUUAAAGAGAGAGGAAGGCGGUCAAUCAGGCCCCAAGACGACCACUGGCAGCUUCUGGCCUUUGACAGCAGGGGGAGACAGCAGUAAGAGGAUUAGCUCAGCCCGUUCAGUAUCUAAACUUGGACAUAAACUAGUGGAGUCAGCAGCUGGGGUCAGUUUAGAGGUCAGAGAUGCAGGAGCUCCUUCGGGUUGUCAGAACUGUUCAGAGGAGGUCAGGUACCUGAAGGCAGAGUGUACAGAGUUUCGGACCCUUUGUGAGGCUGCCUGUGUCGAGAGAGAUAGGCUCCUAGAGCUUGUCAAGCUCCAGCAAUCCAGGGAGGAGGAAGGGAAGCAGAGGUGCCUAGGAGCAGAGCAAAAAUUCCAAGGAGAACGCAGAAGGGCCGUAGCCCUAGAGCAGCAGCUAGAAAAAGCAAAGCUGGAUCUGGGCAAAGGAUUGGCUCCCAGAAAAACUAGCAACAAGGGCACUGGAGGAGCCUCGUCUAGUGGGAGACAGAGGGAAUCAUCAUCCCCUCGAAGCCCUCCUGACCUUUCCAGGGAGGCCCAAGUCAUUGAACUAAGUACCCAGCUGACGGUGCUGCAGGGGGAGAACGAGGCUCUGAGGGCUGAGCUGAGGAGCACUCUCCAGGCCAAGGCUGAGGACCUGCAGCUCUGCAGUGACAUGAUGAACCAAGUCAAGCACGUCUUUCUGCAGGCGCUGCGACAACACAAGCAGGACAGAGACACAAACCAGGAGAAUUAGUUAGCUAGCUGUAUUAAAGGCCCUGGCUGCUUAACCUGCUGGACUUCAACCACGUCCCCAAAAAACCUUAAGUUCCUCUUGUCCAGUCAUAUCAACUCUGAGGAAGGACAGGAAUGGAGCAGGCCUGUCUGCUUCAGCAAUACAAUGUAAUUACUGGUUCCUGGUUUCCUGACUGCUUCCUGCUAACUCUGUUGACCACGAAAAGACGACAACCUGCUUUGAUUGCCCCCAUGUAGUGAAUAUGAGUAAGCCAAUCAAAGCCAACUUGGCACCUGCGGACCAAAAAGUUUAUCAACUUUGACAUGAAGAUGUUACACAGUGGUUCCUAUUGUUGAUUGCAUGACUGGUCAGUGCAUAUAGAAUGUGUCUGCAUUAUGUGAUGUGUAUGCAUGGACUUGUCCAUAGGUGUGUUUCUUUUCUAAAUGUCACUGUCAUGUCAAAAUAGUGUCGUCGUCUUAGCACCUGUGUUUGUAAGAUAUAGGAUAGAGGGCCGCAGUGUGUUUGUAAGAUAUAGUAUAGAGGGCCGCAGUGUGUUUGUAAGAUAUAGUAUAGAGGGCCGCAGUGUGUUUGUAAGAUAUAGUAUAGAGGGCCGCAGUGUGUUUGUAAGAUAUAGUAUAGAGGGCCGCAGUGCAGUGUGUUUGUAAGAUAUAGUACAGAGGGCCCCAGUGUGUUUGUAAGAUAUAGUACAGAGGGCCGCAGUGUGUUUGUAAGAUAUAGUAUAGAGGGCCGCAGUGUGUUUGUAAGAUAUAGUAUAGAGGGCCACAGUGUGUUUGUAAGAUAUAGUAUAGAGGGCCACAGUGUGUUUGUAAGAUAUAGUACAGAGGGCCGCAGUGUGUUUGUAAGAUAUAGUACAGAGGGCCGCAGUGUGUUUGUAAGAUAUAGUACAGAGGGCCGCAGUGUGUUUGUAAGAUAUAGUACAGAGGGCCGCAGUGUGUUUGUAAGAUAUAGUACAGAGGGCCGCAGUGUGUUUGUAAGAUAUAGUACAGAGGGCCCCAGUGUGUUUGUAAGAUAUAGUACAGAGGGCCCCAGUGUGUUUGUAAGAUAUAGUACAGAGGGCCCCAGUGUGUUUGUAAGAUAUAGUACAGAGGGCCCCAGUGUGUUUGUAAGAUAUAGUACAGAGGGCCCCAGUGUGUUUGUAAGAUAUAGUACAGAGGGCUCCAGUGUGUUUGUAAGAUAUAGUACAGAGGGCCCCAGUGUGUUUGUAAGAUAUAGUACAGAGGGCCCCAGUGUGUUUGUAAGAUAUAGUACAGAGGGCCCCAGUGUGUUUGUAAGAUAUAGUACAGAGGGCCCCAGUGUGUUUGUAAGAUAUAGUACAGAGGGCCCCAGUGUGUUUGUAAGAUAUAGUACAGAGGGCUCCAGUGUGUUUGUAAGAUAUAGUACAGAGGGCCCCAGUGUGUUUGUAAGACAUGGUACAGAGGGCCGCAGUGUGUUUGCAACACACAUCACAGUUAAGAUGCUAAUGUUUAGUUAGGGCUCUAUUCAAUCCAUAUCGCUGAAGAUCUGUUUCAUAACACAUUGACAAUUAAAGGCAAUGUUUCCUGCUGUCUCACGGUAAACGCUGCAUAUCAAAUCACAUUUUAUUUGUCACAUACGCCAAAUACAACAGGUGUAGACCUUAUCGUGAAAUGCUUACUUACAAGCCCUUCACCAACAAUGCUGUUCAAGAAAUAGAUUUAAGAAAAUAUUUAGUAAAUAAACUAAAGUAAAAAAAAUGAAAUAAAAUCAAAAAGUAACAUAAGAAAAUGACAUAAUAAUGAGGCUAUAUACAGGGGUACCGAUACCGAAUCAAUGUGCGGGGGUACAGGUUAGUCGAGGUCAUUUGUAAAUUGACUAUGCAUAGAUAAUAAACAGCAAGUAGGAGAAGUGUAAAACAAAGGGGGGGAGUCAAUGUAAAUAGUCCUGGUGGCCAUUUAAUUAAUUGUUCAGUAGUCUUAUGGCUUGGUGGUAGAAGCUGUUAAGGAGCUUUUUGAUCCUAGACAUGGCGCUCCGGUACCGCUUGCCGUGCGGUAGCAGAGAGAACAGUCUAUGACUUGGGUGACUGGAGUCUGACUUUUUUUUAAUGACGGCUCAAUCUGAAAUGACCUUUAAGUUUCAACAUGGAUCCUCCCAGAUACUUGUAUCCAGGCUACAGUAUCACACAUAAAUAUUUGACAGCCCCAAACCAAAUAGUAAAGAAAGUAAAGUUCCUCAAUAGUUUAACAUUAUUCAAAGCUAUCGCGGCUAAUCACUUCUGACUUAAAACCAGAUGUGGGGGAAUAGUGGUUGAAAACGAAUGUAGACAUUAAGCUACACAAACUCCCUGCUCUGCCAGUCUAUACUGUCGGUUCCUUAGAGCAUGUUCCCAAUGCUUACUGUAUAUACAGUGAUCUCCAAAACUAUUGGGACAGUGACACAUUUUGUGUUGUUUUGGAUCUGCACUCUAGCACUUUGGAUUUGAAAUGAUACAGUGACUAUGAGGUUAAAGUGCAGACUCAGCUUUAAUUUCAGGGUAUUUUCAUCCAUAUCGGGUGAACUUUUUAUACAUAGUCCCCCCAUUUUAGGGGACCAAAAGUAUUGGGACAAAUUCAAUUACAUGUGUAUUCAAGUAGUCAAAAGUUUAGUAUUUGGUCCCAUAUUCCUAGCCCGUAAUGAUUACAUCAAGCCUGUGACUCAGCAUUUGCUGUUUGUUUUGGUUGUGUUUCAGAUUAUUUUGUGCCCAAUAGAAAUGAAUGGUAAAUAAUGUAUUGUGUCAUUUUGGAGUCACAUUUAUUGUAAAUAAGAAUAGAAUAUGGUUCUAAACACUUCUACAUUAAUGUGGAUGCUACCAUGAUUACGGAUAAUCCUGAAUGAAUAAUGAGUGAGAAAGUUCACCCGAUAAACGGUUCACCCGAUAUGAAUGAAAUUACCCUCAAAUUAAACAUAACAGUCUGCACUUUAA